This is a messenger RNA of Salvelinus namaycush (lake trout), 1065 nucleotides long. RefSeq names its product NEDD4 family-interacting protein 1-like. Lineage: Eukaryota; Metazoa; Chordata; Actinopteri; Salmoniformes; Salmonidae. The coding region runs from base 190 to 738 and encodes 182 amino acids. The transcript is spliced from 6 exons. Gene Ontology annotation, cellular component: Golgi apparatus; perinuclear region of cytoplasm; endoplasmic reticulum. Gene Ontology annotation, molecular function: WW domain binding. The record is from RefSeq and is a predicted model, not a curated record. Gene Ontology annotation, biological process: positive regulation of protein ubiquitination; vacuolar transport; metal ion transport.
AAUCAAUGUCCUUACCUUUACUCCAAGAGACAUUGGACAUUACACAGUCCAGAACUAGACUAUGACCAUCAAGUAUCUUUGUUAGGACACAGAGGAGAUAUCCCUACUAGCGUUAGGUUUACCUAUGCUGUUACAGCAAUUAGCCCACCAUUUGGGGAUAGGUAUCACUGAAGUGUAACACAGCAGCUUAUGCGCCGCAAUUUCACUUAUUUAUCUCUCUUAGCUUAUUUUGACAACAAAGAAAACGGGGGUUUCCCCAAUCCACCAUCAUACAACGUGGCCACAACGCUCCCUUCCUAUGACGAGGCGGAGAGAACCAAGGCGGAAGCUCAUGUUCCCUUGGUGGCUGGAAGGGAUGAAGACUUUGUAGCCAGGUAUGACUUUGAGGAUGCACAACAGCUGCGGAUAGGGAACGAUGGCAUUUUCAUGUUGACCUUUUUUAUGGCAUUCCUUUUCAACUGGAUCGGUUUCUUCCUGUCCUUCUGUCUGACCACCUCGGCAGCAGGCCGCUACGGGGCCAUCUCUGGCUUCGGCCUGUCACUCAUCAAGUGGAUCCUCAUUGUCCGGUUCUCCACCUAUUUCCCUGGGUACUUUGAUGGGCAGUACUGGCUGUGGUGGGUGUUCCUGGUACCAGGAUUCUUGCUCUUCCUCAGAGGAUUCAUCAACUACGCCAAGAUCCGUAAAAUGGCAGACUCGUUUUCUAGUCUCUCGCGAACCAGAGUCCUUUUCAUCUACUAAAAGGGGAAAUAUGAGCUCUUCUUUAGAAAAGUUCGCUAUCUGGCCUCAACUCCAUCACGAAAAACAGAGAGGAAACACCUCUUGUUUUGCUGCCGAUAAAUUGGACAAAAUAAUUUCUGUCUCUUGGUGUAAACUAGUGGAAGCUGACAAUUCUGUAACUAUUCAAUCAUUAGUGGUUUAUUUCAAGUGCUGAUUGCAAUCAAGUCUGUGACGUAUAAAUAAUGCUUAGACUAACCUGUACCCCCGCACAUUGACUCGGUACCGGUACCCCCUGUAUAUAGCCUCAGUAUAGUUAUUUUUAUUGUUUUAUUUUUUAAUUAUUAUUUU